AUUCUCUCUAAUAAACAAUGUCUGAAGCUUCAAAAAGGUAUGCAGUUGUCACAGGAGCAAACAAAGGGCUAGGAUUUGGAAUAUGCAAGCAAUUGGCUUCUAAUGGGAUCAAUGUGGUGCUAACAGCAAGAGAUGACAAGAGGGGUCUUGAAGCUGUUGAGAAACUCAAAGAGCUUGGUCUACCUGGCCAUGUUGUUUUUCAUCAACUUGAUGUCACUGAUCCUGCAAGUAUAGUAUCACUUGAAGAUUUCAUCAGGACCCAAUAUGGAAAACUUGAUAUCCUGGUAAACAAUGCUGGAAUUUUUGGAGCAAAUAUAGACGAGGAGGCUCUGGCUGCUGCAGGUGUUGUGGAAAUAGGUGAUUGGAGUAAAUUCAUGACUUUAACUGAUGAAUCUGUAGCAGCAGGAUUUAGAGCAAACUACUAUGGUGCCAAAGACAUUUGUGAAGCACUUAUUCCCCUUCUAAAGUUUUCAGACUCACCAAGGAUUGUUAAUGUUUCAUCCGAACUCGGGAAUUUGGAGUUAAUAUCAAAUGGAUGGGCUAAAGGAGUCCUAAGUGAUGUUGAAAGCCUUACAGAGGAAAAAUUGGAUGAGGUUUUGAAUCAGUUCCUAGAAGAUUUUAAAGAGGGUUUAGUAGAAACCAAAGGCUGGCCUACUUUUGCACCUGGAUAUUCAGUCUCAAAAGCUGCUUUGAAUGCCUACACAAGGACUCUUGCCAAGAAAUACCCAACUUUUUACAUCAAUGCUGUUACCCCUGGUUUUGUGAAGACAGAUUUAAACUACAAUAUUGGCAUUUUGAGUGUUGAGGAAGGUGCUGAAAGUGUUGUAAGGUUGGCUUUGCUACCUAAUGGCGGUCCCUCUGGCCUCUUUUUCGAACGAAGUGAAGUGGCACCAUUUUGA
This is a messenger RNA of Gastrolobium bilobum, 899 nucleotides long. Its product is annotated as (+)-neomenthol dehydrogenase-like. Gene Ontology annotation, cellular component: membrane. NCBI's taxonomy places the organism in Eukaryota, Viridiplantae, Streptophyta, Magnoliopsida, Fabales, Fabaceae. The transcript is spliced from 5 exons. Gene Ontology annotation, molecular function: oxidoreductase activity, acting on the CH-OH group of donors, NAD or NADP as acceptor. The record is from RefSeq and is a predicted model, not a curated record. The coding region runs from base 18 to 899 and encodes 293 amino acids.